AUAAGAAAAUAAUCAGAGAUUUAUAACACGGCUCUCACUUAACGAAAAGAUCAUUUUAAGACAGUGAUUGUGCGACAUCGGGUCUAGGUCUCGAGACGUAUCGUCGCAACGACCGCGAUCGACCCGCGAUCGAGAUCGCGCUUCGCGAGGAACAGCCAAAGAAAAGAGUGGGAGAGAGAGGUGGAGACCGAUCAGAGGAAGCCGAGCGAGAAAGAGAGAUCGAGAAAAUGACCCCCACUCGCGGCAAUGAGGAAAUAGAGGGGCGCUCUUAUAAAGACUAUGCCUACAGCCCUGUAUCAGUGAGUUCCCCUUCGACGGUGAAUGAUACACCCCCAGUUAGAGAAUCAGUGGAAUUGGACAUACAGAGGACGUCAUUACGCACCAACGAUCGUAGUGGUCCCGAAGACAUGACGGAGAAGGGUUCCAAACACAUCCAGUUCCUGGCUGCUGCGACAGCUAGUCUAUCCGUCGCCGCGACUGGCGCGAUGAUGGGAUGGACGAGUCCAGUUCUUCCUAAUUUGGAGAAGAAUGGUGGACCUUUGGGAUCGCCGAUCAGUAGUGAACAGAGUUCCUGGAUAGGAUCUCUGAUGGCCCUCGGUGCUAUUUUCGGCAGCUUCGUAGCGGGAUACCUCGGAGAAAAAUUGGGUCCCAAACGAGCGUUGUUAUCUUGCGUGGUGCCGUAUUUAAUUGGAUGGAUACUUGUCGCCUCUGCAGGUCACGUGGCUCAGCUUUAUGUUGCUCGAUUAGUGCUUGGAUUGGCUCUGUCUAUCGUAUUCACGAUCAUCCCUAUGUAUAAUGGGGAAAUAGCCGAGGUGUCUAUCAGGGGAGCAUUGGGCUCUUUUCUUCAACUCUUUAUCACGAUCGGUUUUUUAUAUGCCUACGCUAUUGGGCCAUUUGUUAGUUACACAGUUUUUUGGAUUCUCUGUGCCAUCUUACCGAUAAUCUUCUUCAUCUCCUUUUUUUUUAUGCCGGAGUCUCCGUACUUCCUCCUCCGUCGGGGCCGCAGAGAUGAAGCAAUUGCAUCUCUGGCGAAACUCCGAAGCAAAUCCGAAGCUGCCGUUCAGAAGGAAGCCGAUGAAAUACAGGUAAUACUUGACGAGGCUUUCAAGACUCAAAUUAGCAUCUUAGACCUGUUCAAGGUGAAGGUGAACAUCAAGGCACUGGGCCAUACUUGUGCUUUGGCUUCCUUUCAACAGUUUACCGGUAUCAAUGUCGUGCUGUUCUAUCUACAAAAUAUUUUCAUUGCUGCUGGAGGCAGCAUCUCAACAGAUGUAGCACCGAUUAUCAUCGGAGUGGUGCAAAUAUUAGCGUCAGCAGUGACACCCGUAGUUGUCGAUAGAUCAGGUAGAAGGAUGCUCCUCGUCAUCUCCGGCAUCGGAGAGACAGUCAGUUUGUGUGCCAUGGGCUUAUAUUUCUACCUGAAGGAAGUACAGCAAGCGGAUGACGUAGUGGAUCAGAUAUCCUGGUUGCCGAUAGUCUCACUAGUCAUCUUUAUCGCCACAUACUGCGUGGGCUGGGGUCCUCUUCCGUGGGCGGUGAUGGGCGAAAUGUUCGAUCCGAAUGUCAAGGCCAAGGCUUCCGGUAUAACAGUUUCCGUCUGCUGGUUCCUGGCCUUCCUCCUUACCAAGUUCGUUAGUAACAUCGAGCAGGCAUUAGGCAAUUACGCGUCCUUCUGGAUGUUCGCAGGAUUCUGCUUAGUUAGUGUCCUUUACACGAUAUUUUUGCUGCCCGAAACGAAAGGUAAGACUCUUCAACAAAUCCAGGAUGAGCUCAAUGGAGUAACUUCGACCGCAAGCGUCGAGAAUGGGAUGAAAAAGUGAGACGGGAGUGCUCAGGUUCGAUUAUCUUGAUGAUAUAUGCUGAACUCGACGAAUUCUUCAACACUUUUAAGAGAUUAAAUAUUUUUAAAAAAUAUGUAAAGUUUUACAUUUUUAUGACAUCUAUAGGAAUUGGAUAUAUUUUAUAAAGAAGGAGAUUCAAGUAGAUCAUCAGAAAUGCGGAUAGUAUAUGUACCUCAUCUACUGCCAAAUUUACACAGAUAUAGAUAAUACGGGCGAAAAAGAAAUAUUUUUAAGUUACCACCAUUCAGUCUUUUGUCUUAAUGUCGUUUGAAUCAUAAAGAAAAAUGGAAAAUUAUCGACAAACGAAUGAUGGUCUAAUAAUUUAAAUGUUCAGGUAUCUAUAGAGGGAGAGAGUAAAACGAGAAUAGACUCUAUUUUUGCUCACAUAUACGCAGAUACUAUUUUGUUAUUUUCUGCAACAGAGAACCAAAAAUACUUUGUUUUCCAAGCACAUUUACGUAACAUAGCACAAUAAUUAUAUAUGUACAUAAUGGAAGUCAUAUCAUGCAUAUUUAUAAGUACGCUAGCAUUAAUGAUAUACUUCGAUAUGUAUAUCAUUGCUUAUAAACUUCGUUUUUCUAAGCAUGAAGGAAUUUGUAAUAUGUCAAUAAAUGUUUCUACGUUUUUAAGUUCCUGUCAGAUCCGUGAUUAAGAAACGCAGUGAAGCAACAAUAUGACUCUCCUAUUUAUAAUAUAUCGUGGGAUUUUCUUAGUAUUACACAUUAUUGUGGACAUAGUAAGCGAACGAAAAACCAAAAAUAUUAAUUUCGCGGCGUAUUUCUCGUUCACGGAUGAGAGACUAGUCAUUUUAUAAUGCGUCUACAUAGAGAACGUAAAUAUUAAUGAUCAGAGAGAUAUAAAAAAUUUAAAAGGAAAUUUCACAUCGAUUAUCAUUGAAACUUGAAAUCAUUAAAAUUGUCAAUAAAUCGAUGAAUUUAUAUGACGCGAAGAGAAAUAGGUAUGAGCUAACUUGUUUUUUAUAAAUAUUGACAAUAAUAAAGCC
Acromyrmex echinatior (Panamanian leafcutter ant) is the source of this 2844-nucleotide messenger RNA. RefSeq names its product solute carrier family 2, facilitated glucose transporter member 8. The record is from RefSeq and is a predicted model, not a curated record. Gene Ontology annotation, cellular component: membrane. Gene Ontology annotation, biological process: carbohydrate transport; transmembrane transport. Lineage: Eukaryota; Metazoa; Arthropoda; Insecta; Hymenoptera; Formicidae. Gene Ontology annotation, molecular function: sugar transmembrane transporter activity.